This is a messenger RNA of Acanthaster planci (crown-of-thorns starfish), 8347 nucleotides long. RefSeq names its product protein jagged-1b-like. Gene Ontology annotation, biological process: multicellular organism development; establishment or maintenance of epithelial cell apical/basal polarity; cell communication. Gene Ontology annotation, molecular function: protein binding; calcium ion binding. Gene Ontology annotation, cellular component: protein-containing complex; plasma membrane. The record is from RefSeq and is a predicted model, not a curated record. NCBI's taxonomy places the organism in Eukaryota, Metazoa, Echinodermata, Asteroidea, Valvatida, Acanthasteridae.
AAUGCGUAGACCAAAAUAGCCAAGUGUACACAUUGGACGUACACGCGCGACGGGCUCUCCAUUCACGACUGACGUAGCGCUCUACCUGGACGCCGGGAGAGGAGACUUGAGUUGCCAGGGAAGAUGACAAAUUUUUCCUGAAAACCUGGUUGUGUUUACCAGUUGAAUAUUUGGUUUUGGCUCAACAUUGCAAGGGUCUAGGAGUUCCAGUUCGAUAUUUCUGAUACUUGAUUAUGGGCCUCCCAUGUGUGGCCAGUGGUCCUUAACUACACGAGCCUCGCACAAGUUAAGUAGUGUGGGAAGACUUGGUUUCUUUAGCCGGUGCCGCUUCGCCGAUGUCUAGCUUAGGUGCGGUGGUCAUCCAGCAUGAUCUCGUAGCGGCAAGGACAUGUACUAAGCAGAGGCCGCGGUAUGUUGGCCAGGCAUGGUUGGCUUUCGACGUAGAAGUUUGUUUCUGCUGGUAGGCCUAGUCGCCGGACUGCUCCUUGCAUUCAACCAGGUGCAACUCUGUCAGGCGUCGGGAUAUAUGGAAGUUGGGAUCCUGUCCAUCGACAAUGAUUCUGGGGAGUUAGCCAACGGGGACUGCUGUGAUGGGCCCCGUCUGCCAGGGGAGGACAGGGACUGCUUGGAUAGUUGUGACACAUUCUUUGUGGGAUGCCUGAGGCAGUAUCAGACCCGGGCCACCCUAGAGGGACCCUGCACGUUUGGCAGUGCAGAGACGCCCGUGCUUGGAAACAACUCUUUCCGCAUUCUGUCCGAUGUGGACGGCAGUGGAGCAGACAGUAGCAAUGGCGCAACCAUGAUAUUUCCCUUUGAAUUUGGAUGGGUGCAAACAUUUACGUUGAUCAUAUCAGCCUUGGACAAAGAUGAUCAGGAAUGCAUAGGGUCCUCCUGCUUGAUUGAACGAGCCUUCCAUUCUGGAAUCAUUGCCCCAAGCCUUUCAUGGACCACGCUACGACACAAUGGUGCUAACGCGCGAUUCUUGUACAGAAUUCGGGUCCUGUGCGACCCCAAUUAUUAUGAUUCCACUUGCGUCAAGUUCUGCCGGUCUAGGGAUGACACUUUCGGACAUUACUCCUGUGAUGCCAAUGGAGAUAAAGUGUGCCAUGAAGGAUGGACGGGAGAAAACUGCCAAACAGCGAUUUGUAAGCAAGGAUGUGACUCCAUUCAUGGAUAUUGCAAUCAACCCGGAGAAUGCUUGUGUCAGUAUGGCUGGCAAGGGGAGCUAUGUGACCACUGCUCACCCUAUCCAGGCUGUGUCCACGGCAGCUGUAGCUCCCCCUGGCAGUGUACCUGCCAACAGGAGUGGGGAGGAAUGCUAUGUGACGAAGAUUUUAAUUACUGUGGCAGACACAAACCUUGCCUGAAUGAUGGAGUGUGUACCAACAGCGGCCCCAAUGAAUUCACCUGUCAGUGCCAGCCUGGGUUUCACGGAGAAACAUGUGAGGAAGCGGAGCAUCCUUGUGAGAAUCGGCCAUGUGGUAAUGGUGGGACGUGCCUGGAGAUUGGAGAGGGCUUCCAUUGUAUAUGCACCCGAGGCUGGAAAGGAGAUACCUGCCAACAGAAUAUUGAUGACUGCAUUUCCCAGCCCUGUCAGAAUGGAGGGGAAUGCAUCGAUGGAGUCAACAGCUUCAGUUGUUUGUGUACACCUCAGUGGGAAGGACCCGUCUGCCAAUUUGAUGCCAACGAGUGCAUGGGCAGGCCUUGUAUGCAUGCUUUCGCCUGCAGGAACCGGGUAGGAGACUACCUGUGUGACUGCCAGCCUGGUUGGACUGGAAAGAACUGCGACGUCAAUGUAAAUGAUUGUGUGGGUCAUUGUAUCAAUGGUGGAACGUGUCUGGACUUGGUAAACUCCUUCUCGUGUGUGUGUCUUCCUGGAUUCUCCAGUAUUGAAUGUGAGAUCAACAUUGAUGAGUGUGCUAGCAGCCCCUGCAAGCAUGGGGGGCAGUGCAUUGACAAGGUUGCUGGUUACCAAUGCAAAUGUGCACCUGGAUUCUCGGGGACCGAUUGUCAGAUUGAUGUUGACCUUUGCGACCCCAAUCCCUGUCACCAUGACUCCCAGUGCUUCAAUCUCCUGGGUGACUACUACUGUGCCUGCCCCGAUGGAUACCAGGGAAAGAACUGUUCCCAGCCCAAGCAGCUGUGUCAUGGACCACAUUGCCAAGUGGUGGAUAGCUGCACGGUAGUGUUACCAGCCAGUGACAGUGAAGGAGGCAUCUCUGUAGUUCCCUCCAGGAUCUGUGGUCCUCAUGGCACCUGCCUCAGUCAAGGAGCUGACCGCUUCUCCUGCAUCUGUGACCCUGGCUACACAGGCAUCUACUGUCACGAAAAUAUCAACGACUGCGAGAGUGAUCCCUGUCAGAAUGACGGGGUGUGCGUGGAUGGCCUAGACUUAUUCAGCUGUAUCUGCCCAGACGGGUGGGAAGGAACACUUUGCCAACACAAUGUAGAUGACUGUGCACUGUCACCGUGCAGAAACAAUGGCACAUGUAUUGACAUGCAUGCUGAUUUCGCAUGUCAGUGUCCCCAAGGAUGGAAGGGCAAGACAUGCAACUCACGAGACAACCAAUGUGAUGUCAACACAUGCCUCAAUGGGGGUACCUGCUAUGACUUGGAGCACUCGUUCACCUGCAUCUGCCCAAGCGGCUGGGAGGGAAACUCAUGCCAGCUCUCAACCAGUAACAGGUGCGCAGCUAACAGGUGCCAUAAUGGAGCAACGUGUAUUCCCAACGGUGACUCCUUCAUCUGUGUCUGCCGAGAGGGAUUUGAAGGACAACUCUGUGAAAAGAACACCGAUGACUGUAGCCGGAAUCCCUGCUUCAAUGGAGGACGUUGUGUUGAUGGUAUCAACUGGUUUCUCUGCCAAUGUGCAGACGGUUUCACCGGACCUGACUGCCGCAUAAACCUUAAUGAGUGCGCCUCCAACCCUUGUGCCUACGGUAGCACCUGCAUAGAUGGCAUAGGAUCCUUCACCUGCACAUGCCCACCAGGCCGUAGCGGUGCUACCUGUUCAGAAGUGAUCGGAGUCGUCCCCACCUGUGUGGUUGACCGGCGGGUCUACAGCCAAGGGGAAACCUGGAAGGAAGACUGUAACACCUGUCACUGUGAGCAAGGCUUGGUCCAGUGCAGCAAGGUGUGGUGUGGCCCGCGAACCUGCGUGGCUAGAGAGGGCAACGAGACCAGCAGCCAACCCGCCUGCAACCUGGACGAGUCCUGCGAGCUCCUGGACGACAGUGACUGCCUGACCCCUCCCUGCCGGCCCUGGGGGCUGUGCUUGCCAGGGAGCGAGGGCCCCACAGAUGCCAGCGCACCGGGAAAGGACAGGGACAGCGUGUGCCAGUGGGACGGGACGGGCAAGCAGCCGCCCAGGAGCUGUGCCGCGUUCACGCUGACAUUCCAGACAUCCAAGCUCCCAGCUGGGGUGUCCGUGGAGCAUAUUUGUCGACACCUUCGGCAGAUUGCAGGUCUGCAGGCCCACUUCAGACAACACGCUGUAAGACUGAUGUGCUCUGCUGGUGCAACGAUAGACAAGCCAGACUACUAUGAUGUAUACGUCUCACUGUGGGUGGAUACACCAGGAGGCAGUGGGUUGGCUGAGGAGAUUGUGGAUGCCCUCAUAGAGCAUCUUGGACAACCCUCCACCAGUAGCUCCAUCACGGUGGCCAUCACUACGGUUAACAGACACACCAAAGGGGGGCCGGAGGAACCAAGCAAACAGGGCCCUGGUGUCAUCUGGCUCCUGGGGUGCCUCACCGGGAUUGUCCUUGUGGUGUUGGUGGGUGGCAUCCUGCUCUGGGCACGCUUCCACUAUAUCACCAAGCCCGAUGUCGAGCAGCCGCAGCCUGCAGCCCUGUCCCAAAGCAACACCCUAAACCAGCCUGCCGCAGGCAGCAGUGCACAGGACUUGCCGGCCAACCUGAAGGCUGUCCCAAACUCUAACAGGAGAGAUAACCGUGCCCGGGCCAAAGAGGUCCAGGUCAACGAAGACCCCCAGGUGACCGCAGCACUGGUCAAGCAGGACGCUGACUCGGACACUGACCACCCCGUCAAGCAGUGGGCGCAGAAAGACCAGGCCCGCAUCGUGAUGGACAUCUACAAAGCCGAAACGCAGGAAGCACAAAGGAACAGACUGGAAAUGCACGAAAGAACUAAAAAGAACGCCUCACAUGUUGAGCUUACAGUGUGCUGAAACAGUGUGAAGAAGGAAGAGGCUCUUCGUGCCAGGGAUUGGCAGACACGCUGGACCAGCAAGCUGCAAUCUACUGCUGAAAGCUUUGGCCAGUACCUGGUGACCAUGGAUGAAUCAAGGUGAAAAUGUGGAUAUUUGAAAAUGGCCACUGAAGGCCCUAUUGCUGGCUGGAUUGCUGCUGGUAUGCUUAACAGAGGCGGGCGUGGAGCUUCCAAUCUAAACAGCAUAUUGCCUGCUUGGAACCCUAAUCCUCGGCCACAUCUAGCCCCAGGUUACAAAGCCAAUUAAGCGGAGAGCACUGCUCAGCUAACAAUCACUUACUAAGCAAGAAUCACUCAUGGAGAACUGGUCGCCAAUAGUAAUACAUUAUAGAAACAUUCGUUGGUGCUCUGUUUUGCCCAGUCGAAUGGGCCCUUGUCAUCCUGUCAUUAUUUUUGUAGUGCAUCAAGAUGACGUUGAUGAUGACAAGAUGUCUGUACAUCUGGGGCACCUUGCACUUCACAUCUUGUCAUAGCAGCGAUGCCUCCCUGAGGCCACCAGCGCAUCGCAGCAUGCGACUGGUUUACGUUGUUUUUGUUACAUGUCACAGUGGCAUGCAUGUAAAUCAUGCAGAAAUUGAUAGCCAGAGAUCAAUGUGCGAAACAUUUUCAGUGCGCUUUAGGUCCACAUGUGCAAAUUUACAAAGUGUUCACAUUAUGAAAAUCAUGAAAUGAAUAUGCAUACUGUGCAGACCCAAAUUUGUUCAUUUGGAAAGGUGGCUUUAGAAGCAGAGACCAUUAACAGGAAGCAACCUGUCACUCGGACAACACAUUGUCCGGAUUUGCUCCUGCACAGCUUCCCAAGUGACUAAUUGGUAAAUAGAAUGCAAAUGGCAAGGUGCACCACUUGUCAUGAGACUGAUCAUAUGACCAGUCACAUGUUGCAAAUGACCAAGUCUGUGAUACUGCAAGUAGCGAAAAACAGCAGCUGUAAAUAUUGUAAAGUGUAAAUGGAGUGUUCUAUUCAGAUUAUAUAUAUGUAAGUUAAGCUUGUUCAUAUUCUAUAUUAUUAAUUUAUCAAAACGGAAAAACUAAAUUGUUUUAUUCCUUUUUUAUCUUGUGCAUAAACUUUUCAUUUUAAGAUUGGACUUAAUUUUUAAGGUUUCUUCUUUCUUGUAUUGAAAAGUGACCACAACCACCCCUCUGCUUUGUUGAAGAUGGUCUCAUUGAGCUUUCCUCAAGUAAAUUCUUAUUGAUAGAUAUUGAUAGAUUUCUGAAACAGCCACAACUGUUCGUAUUCAAAUCUUUUAUAAUUUUUCAAUCUACUUUCAGCGUUUUUUUUACUGCAGGCAGUUUGGCCCAACGGCAGUGAGAUGUGUCAUUUUUGCUUUUUGAUGUGUUCCUGUUGUUUUAGAAACAAACACCAGGAGACCUCUGUGAUGUAUUAAAAUGCAGUGGCAGCACCGUACUCUUAGAACUGGAGGGGCAAGCAAUAUAAUGGGAGGGGCAAAGAAAGGUGUGUGGGAGGAUGGUUCAUUUCCCAUUCUCGAGGGCAAUCAGUAAAACAGAAAGUGCAAGUAAAACAACCACAACCAACACAGUGGUGAAUGGCAUUCCCCCAUCCAUACAGAAUGUUAAACAGCAUAAAAAUAUGAUUGUUACCUCUGAACAUUUAAAAAAAAAAUCUCGGGGGGGGGGAGACUGGGUCAAAAUAAAGAAAUUGGGGCACAAAGGAUGCCUGUGGCGCCGCCACUAGAUAAAAGAUUUGACUCUGUUGGAUAUUCACCAGAAGAGAAAAGAAAAUGGUGGCAUAGUUUUGUAAAUCUGGUUAAAUUUAUGUUGAUGAAAACAUACAAACAUGUUUUAUGUUUUAACAAAUGAACGCUGUUGCUUUUUAAAGGAGUAAAGCCUUCAAUUAGAAAAAGUCAACUCAAUAUUUUUACAUUAAUUUAAAUCGAUCAGCGUUUGAAAAGAAAUUCAACACACAAAGUCUAUUUUGGAAAUGCAAAUCAUUCCUUCGUUUACAAAUGAACCAAAUGAUUCUAAGUGUCAGACCAUUUCCUUGAAAUGCACUGUUAUUUUUACAGAAAGUAUAUUUCUUGCAGUCAGUUUAAUAGAGGAAUAAUUAUGCUGUUUAAUUGCUGGUCACAGAAAAUGAAACCUUUUUUUUCCAAGCUGAAAUUGUGUGUGUAUAAGACGGUCAAAUGUAAAGAUUUUCAGUGAAAAUCCUAAAAAAAAAAAAAAAUUUACCUGUGGGUGAACAAAUAUUGAGUUUUGCACGAUUGCUACCUGUGAUCAUCACAUCAAGUGAGUAGAAAAUGUAAACCCAUGGAAUGCACGAUUUUGAUACAGUGGAGACUAGAAUGAGAAAGAAAUGCAGAUAUAAAUUUGAAUGGUAAUUGAGUAUCAGGGGUACUUCAUACACAUGGAGUAUCUCCGAUUUGUGACUGCUUUGUAACCUCAAGUUUUUGAUUCGGGUAUUUCUCCCAUCAUUUAUCUGGGUUACAGCAAAUAUAAAAGUUAAUCAAAUGACAUGUAGUGUCGAUGAGUGCAGUGAUGAUAAGGGUAAUAUGCCAGAGCAGUUGAUGGUGUGACAUUGCAUAGCAGUGAGGCAAUACAUUUGAAUUUCGUAUUUUUGAUAAGCGUGUUCAGGAGUUACAGCAUGACCUUUUUGAUAACGGGGCAUUGAGGAAUCUUUGAUAUUUACAAAACUUUUGAAUUGCUGUUUGAUCACUUACUUAAAGGCAUGGACCAAAUGUUCCCAGUGCAGUGUGAUACACUGAAUACAUUGGGCAAAUUUGUUUUGAAAACAAUUUUUUUUCCAUUUUUAUUUAUUCCCGGGCAUUUUGUCCCCAGUUUUCUAGUUGCUAUAAAGACAAUGUAUUGUAUGAAAAUUAAUUGUACUGUCUCUGUUCCUUCUUUUUGUAAUAAUUGUAUCUUUCAAGAGUGAUUUGACUGAAUUUUUUGAAGUACCCAGCUCAAGUGCAUUGGACCAAAUGUGUGAGAAAAGUGUCCAGAAGCUGUUUUCGGGUUGAACUUCUCAUGCACUUGUGGUCCUGUAAAAUGCAGGUACAUCUCUCGGCAGAGAUAAUUCUGAAAAUAGUUAAUGGGUUGUAGUUACAGGAUUGCAGAUAUUAAACAAAUGACUUUUGUAUAAAUCAACGUAUUCAUCGUUUGUGGGUGUUUUUUCCCCCUUCUCAUCUUUGACACCAACGAGGGAGGUGACUUGUUCAUUUUCCAGCUUUUUGAGAGCAAACCAUCCUAGUUAACUUUGUCAAAAGUUUUAUGUUUGUCUAAUCUGUGGGAAAAUAACCAAAACAGAGAUCCACACCGAAACAAAACAAGUUGACAACUACCAUCUAAAUUCUGCUUUCUAAAAAGUUACAAACAUGCCUUCAACAGUACCUUUAUUCAACAAGAUAGCAAGUAGUACUAUUUAAAGCAAAACAUGGCAACAUGAUAAAGACACGAACAGUACCUUAAAAAAUACAAUGUGCUUAUAGAAGUAGAAAUACAUGUACAUGUAUAUAACCACUGGCAAGACCAAAUAAUACAAGUGACACAAACUUGGCAUUCACAAUGGACCUUUCCCAUGAAAUAGGCAAAUAAGGCAGGCACAUUUGCAUUAGUACCACUGGUUGGCAAAGUUGCUUAAAUCACUAAUGUAACAAUACAAAUCUCUAUGUGUACGCAACUAUGAGCACAUACAUGCCGUUUCUGCACUAGUAUGGUUUGACAUGAGUGCCAAACUUAAAGACAAGGAAUUGUUACUUUCCAUCCUCGGGACACUGAAAACUUCACUCAUUUUUGAGAAAAACAUGCUAAAGUAUUAGACAAAGGCUGUGAUACGGUUUUGUUUGACCUUCCACGCACCAGGUUAUGAUUAGGGCAGCUCUCCUACACUGCUGACGGUGUUGACGGCUAUGCUUGCCAACCAGUGGCAGAAGUGCGCAUUUGCAUAUUUAAUGGGAAAAGGCCCAUUAAAUUGCACACAUGGAAUGGCGUACACAAACUACUUCUUAACUAUCCCCCCUGAACCAAAAUCCAGGCGGUGUUUUUACGCUAUUUUGAGGAUAAUAGGUACCAGUAUAGACAGGAUCACUGUACAUCAGGGGAGAUAUCCCCGUUUCAUUUAGAGUAGUGUUGUAUUUUGGCAAAUCAAGACGACUGUAUCCCCCCC